AUGGCUGAAGCACGCGGAAAAGCAUGGCCUCUUGCAGAUGAGGGCCUAACAAACUCCAUCUUGGACUUGGUACAACAGGCCGGUCAGUACAAACAACUAAAAAAAGGUGCCAAUGAAGCGACCAAGACCCUCAACCGUGGUGUGGCGGAGUUCAUCGUCCUCACCGCAGAUACCGAGCCUCUCGAAAUUCUUUUGCACCUUCCCCUUCUUUGCGAGGAAAAGAAUGUUCCAUACGUGUUCAUUCCUUCCAAGGCAGCCCUUGGACGUGCAUGCAAUGUGUCCAGGCCUGUCAUCGCUGCCAGCGUCACGACCAGCGAGGCCAGGGAGCUGCAAAGCCAGAUCCGCAAUGUCAAGAUUGCGAUCGAAAAGUUGAUGUUCUGA
This is a messenger RNA of Suillus subaureus, 381 nucleotides long. RefSeq names its product L30e-like protein. The transcript has 4 exons. Gene Ontology annotation, biological process: maturation of SSU-rRNA; mRNA splicing, via spliceosome; ribosome biogenesis. Gene Ontology annotation, cellular component: precatalytic spliceosome; small-subunit processome; box C/D methylation guide snoRNP complex. Bases 1 to 381 code for a protein of 126 amino acids. The record is from RefSeq and is a predicted model, not a curated record. Gene Ontology annotation, molecular function: RNA binding. NCBI's taxonomy places the organism in Eukaryota, Fungi, Basidiomycota, Agaricomycetes, Boletales, Suillaceae.